UGAGUCAGUCAGUCAGUCUCGAGACAUCGAGGUUUGUGCAUCGUUGAGGGAUUGUUGAAUUGGCUACUGUCUUCAAUUUUUUAAUAGUUAUCAUGAGUUUAAUUCUAUAAUUUUAAAAACGUUCAUUGUUGUUCUAUGUAUAAUUGUAAAAAUUGUAAGCGUGUGUUUUAUUUUUAAUUACUUAACCAUAUCGUUACGUGCUUCGAAGACGCGGAAUAUAGAAGUUGAGUUACUCUUGUUUCUGACUCGAGGAUAAAGUUGAUGGUCUAUACAGUUGUUAAACAUAUACUCCUAAAGUUAUGGUCGUCUCUUUUUGACCGACUUCUCUCGUAUUGCUAGUUCAAUAAUGUAAGAACGCGCGUUAUUUGAAAUAUAUUUGAUCAUAUCUUUAAAAUCCUCAUUGUAAUAUCUUUAAGAUAAAACGAUCUUAUCAAAUUGAAUUUAAUAAUAAGAAUUAUGAUAUUUAAAGAUUUGUUAAAAUUGAAUAUAUGUAAAUAAAUGCCUAUAAAUUUAUAUUUUUCUAUAAUUAAAAAAAUUAAUAAAAUUCAUGUGCCAAAGAAAUGUGUAAUAUGUUCCAAUAUAAAAAUAAAUAUUUUUAAACUUAUAAUUAUAUAUAAUAAGUAAUAUUUUAUAUCCUUAAAUAUAACAAAAUAAAAUUCACCACAUUUUUUGUGAUUAAGAAAAGGCAAUGAAAGAAUUUGUAUACUUAUGCAAUAAAAAGCGAGAAUACAAGAUUACGAAAAAGUCAAUUCGUUUAAAUAAAUAUCGAUAAAAUUAAAUAAAUAUCAUAAAAAAAAAGAAAAAAAAGAUAAAAGAUUUAUUUAAAUUUUAACAAAUUCAAUAUAAAAGUUCUAAAAAAGAUAUAAAAUGAAGCUCGAAGGAAAUUGUUCGAAUGAAGAUAAUACUAAUGAAAUAUUAUUACAACCUAGAAAAGGUUCUGGUUCUCGUUUGCAAAUUAUACCUGCACAACACAAAACGAUUACUCAUUUGCCGAAAAGACCACCGGUUGACUUAGCAUUCACCGAUUUAACGUACAAAGUACGAGAAGGUAACAAAAAUAAUGCAAAAAUAAUUUUAAAAUCUGUCAGUGGAAGAUUACGAUCUGGAGAACUGACAGCUAUUAUGGGGCCUUCCGGUGCAGGAAAAUCUACUCUUUUAAACAUUCUGACCGGAUACAAAUCAACAGGUACUGAAGGAAGUGUUACAAUGAAUGGUCAUGAAAGGGAUCUUAGUGCCUUUAGAAAAUUAUCAUGCUAUAUAAUGCAAGAUAAUCAACUUCAUGCGAAUUUAACAGUGGCUGAAGCCAUGAAAGUCGCUGCAAAUCUUAAACUUGGAUCGCAUGUUAACAAAACAGAAAAAGAAGAAGUGAUUCAAGAGAUUUUAGAAACACUUGGUUUAUCCGAGCAUCGUCAAACUAUGACAUCGAAUUUGAGCGGUGGGCAAAAAAAAAGACUUUCUAUUGCUCUUGAAUUGGUCAAUAAUCCUCCGAUAAUGUUUUUUGACGAACCUACUAGUGGUUUAGACUCUUCGUCUUGUUUUCAAUGCAUCUUGCUCUUAAAGACUUUAGCUCGAGGCGGAAGAACGAUAAUAUGUACUAUUCAUCAACCUAGCGCUAGACUUUUUGAAAUGUUCGAUACGUUAUAUACAUUAGCUGAAGGACAAUGUGUGUAUCAGGGAUCUACAUCACAAUUAGUACCAUUUCUUAGAAAUAUUGGGCUCAACUGUCCAAGUUAUCACAAUCCAGCCUCUUUCAUCAUUGAAGUAUCUUGUGGAGAAUAUGGAGAUAAUAUCAAAAAUUUGGUAAAUGCUAUAAAGAACGGAAAAUAUGAUAUUCGAGAAGGAUAUCCAUUUCCUGAAAAUAAAUUGGAAGAACUCAAUAAUUUACCUGAUUCGUUUUCGAAAAAUGAAGAAGAUGGAAAAAAUACUGAAAGAAAAGAUAAAAAUGAUGUGAGUAAUUUGAAAGAAAAGUUUGAAGAGGAUAAAGUAAAAAAAGAAAUUAAUAAUAAAGGAAUUAUUUCAUCUUACGCAAGUAAUGAUAUCGCAAAACAAGAUGUAGUAAUACCAAUUGAUAUGGAAAAGAAGGAUAACGCAGAUGUGGCUUUACUCGAUGAAUCAAUUAUAGUCACUCCAGAGAGAUAUCCCACAUCGGAAUAUCAACAAUUCUGGAUUGUUUUAAAACGAACUUUACUUUUCAGUCGUAGAGAUUGGACACUUAUGUAUCUUCGACUCUUUGCUCAUAUUCUAGUAGGAUUAUUGAUUGGCGCACUUUAUUAUGAUAUUGGAAAUGACGGUGCUAAAGUACUUAGCAACCUUGGAUUUCUAUUCUUUAAUAUGUUGUUUCUUAUGUAUACAUCAAUGACUAUUACAAUCUUAUCUUUUCCACUAGAAUUGCCAGUACUCCUGAAAGAAAAUUUUAAUAGAUGGUAUUCUCUUAAGGCUUAUUAUUUAGCAAUUACUGUAUCAGAUAUACCAUUUCAGGCAGUAUUUUGUGUUAUAUAUGUCACAAUUGUAUACUUCAUGACAAGUCAACCAACAGAUAUUAUGCGAUUCAGUAUGUUCUUGGGAACAUGUUUACUAAUUUCUUUUGUAGCGCAAUCGGUUGGAUUGGUAGUUGGAGCAGCAAUGAACGUACAAAAUGGUGUAUUUUUAGCACCAGUUAUGUCCGUACCAUUUCUCUUAUUCUCUGGCUUUUUCGUUAGUUUUGAUGCCAUUCCUGUAUAUCUUAGAUGGAUUACUUAUCUAAGCUAUAUUAGAUAUGGCUUUGAAGGAACUGCUCUUGCUACAUAUUCUUUUGGUCGAGAAAAACUUAAAUGUUUCCAGGUAUACUGCCACUUUAAAAACCCAGAAACAACAUUGGAGGAACUAGACAUGCUCGAUGCUGAUUUCACUCUCGAUAUUCUUGCCUUGCUUUUGAUAUUUGUUGUUCUUCGAAUCGCUGCCUAUUUAUUCCUUCGUUGGAAAUUAAAGACUGCAUCAAUCAUGCUUACAAAAUCGGAAUUGAAGGCAAAACAAAGCAACGAUGGAAUGGAUAACAUCUCAUUAUCAUUAUUAAAUUCCAAAAAAAUGGCCUCUAUUAACAUCGAAUUUAAUGACUUAACUUAUACAAUACCUUAUGGUAGAAAAGGUAAAAAAGUGAUAUUAAAGGGAAUUAGUGGACAAUUCAAAUCUGGACAUUUAACGGCUAUAUUGGGCCCUUCAGGCGCCGGAAAAUCCACCUUAUUAAAUAUUCUUGCGGGAUACAAAACAAUUGGCCGCGUAACAGGACAAAUAAAUAUUAAUGGACAAAAACAAGACGUGGAACACUUUAAAAAAGCGUCAUGUUACAUCAUGCAAGAAGACCUUCUUCAACCAUGGCUCACGAUACAAGAAACAAUGCAAUUUGCUGCGGACUUAAAACUUGGCAAGAAUAUUUCUCAAAAAAUGAAAUUAAAUACUAUAGAAGAAAUUUUAAAUAUUUUACGGUUACAUCAUGCGAGGCACACAAGUACUGAGCAUCUAUCGGGUGGCGAGAAAAAAAGACUCUCGAUAGCUUUAGAACUCAUAAAUAAUCCACCAGUUAUAUUUCUCGACGAACCAACUACAGGAUUAGAUCAAAUAUCUGCUGCGCAAUGUAUCGAACUUUUAAAAUCUUUAGUACGAUUAGGAAGAACUGUAAUUUGUUCCCUUCAUACUCCAAGUGCAAGCAUCUUCUCGAAAUUCGAUCAUGUUUAUGUUUUAACUGCCAAUGGACAAUGUGUUUAUAGAAGUACUACGCGUAACUUGGUACCAUUCAUGCGACAAAUUGGUAUCGAAUGUCCGCAGCAUUACAAUCCUGCUGAUUUUGUGUUAGAAGUGUCAGCGGGUGAUUAUGGUUCAGAAUGGAUAAAUCGAAUGGUAAAUGCUGUAAACACAGAAUUUCCUAUUAUUCCUAUCUCUCAACAAACGAGUUUCGAAUUUCAAAUCAAUGCGAUAAUAUCAAAAGUAUCUUGGUUUGAACAAUUUGUCAUUCUAUCGAAAAGAAGGUUUUUACAGUUACGUAGAAAUAAGGAUUAUAUAUAUUUAAAAAUAUGUUUACAUAUAUUCGUUGGCUUCAUUAUCGGCGGUUUAUUUGUAAAUAUUGGAAAUGACGGAUCGAAAAUCAUAUAUAACAUUGGUUUCUGUUUAGCUUGUUUAAUAUUUUUACUUUAUGUACCAAUGUUACCGAUAUUAAUGCAUUUUCCCAAAGAAGUGAAAUUGAUAAAACGAGAAUAUUUUAAUAUGUGGUAUGAUUUGAGUCCUUAUUAUUGUGCGUUGAUCAUAAUCAACAUACUUACACAGAUGAUAGUAUCAUCGAUAUAUUUAUCAAUAGUAUAUGUAAUAACAGAUCAACCUCUGGAGUUUUUUAGAUGCGCUAUGUUUUAUAGCACUGGUUUAAUAUGCUCGUUUAUAGCAGAAAGUAUAGCAUUAGCUAUAGCCAGCAUAUUGAACAUCGUGAAUGGCAUAUUUGUCGGGCCUGCAAUUUCUGUCCCCUUAAUGUUGGUUGCUGUACAAGGAAUUGGCGAAACAAAAACUUUACCUCUUUAUCGACAAUUGAUAAUGUAUCUAAGCUAUAUUCGCUAUGGUUUAGAAGGUCUUAUAAGUGCCUUAUAUGGUUACAAUAGAGGAAAAUUAUAUUGUCCAGCUACAGAAAUGCUAUGUAUAUUCGGAACACCUCGACAACUUUUACAAAUAAUGCGUAUAGAUCAUGUGGCUUUUUGGGUUGAUUUUACUGCGUUAAUAAUUAUCUUCAUGUUUUUACAAAUUCUUACUUAUUAUUUACUCAGACAACGACUUAAACCGAACAAAAUGUUCCAAACAUUUUUUCUAAUUAAAAUGAUAAUAAAAAACCAUUUUAACAUUAUUAAUUAAAACUUUUAAACUUAACAGUUUUAUUUUUUGUAAUAGAUUUAUUAUUUUUCAAAAUAUUAAUUUUGAAAAAGAGAAUAAUUGAUUUUUUACAAUCUAUUUCUGAAUAUAAUAAAAAUUAUAAUAAUAUAAAAUUCUUGAAGAAAAUCCAUUUCUUUGAAAUGAUAUGAAAUGUAAUCAAGUAAUAAGAUAUAUAUAUAUAUACACACACACAUAUACAUAUGCAUAUACAUAUACAUAUUCAUAUACAUACAUAUACAUAUAUAUAUAUAGGACAAAAUUAGUAUAUAAAAAUUUAUUCUAUUGAAAUAUAUUUUCAAAUUAUAAGUAAUUUAAUUUUGCAUUAAAUUAGGAGAGAUGGGGAUAAAAUGUGAUUACAUAGACUUGAUAAAAUAAAAAGAUACGAACUUACAUGGACGAAUUGAAAUAGAGAGAUAUAAUUAUCUUAUUCUAUUUUUGCUAUCUCAUUUCAUCUCUGUUUCGCAAAUUGCUUGUAAUUUAAUAAAGAAAUCUCAAUCAGCA
Molecule: messenger RNA, 5385 nt
Organism: Apis laboriosa (Himalayan honeybee)
Lineage: Eukaryota; Metazoa; Arthropoda; Insecta; Hymenoptera; Apidae
Product: ABC transporter G family member 18-like
Exons: 23
Coding region: 868-4866 (1332 amino acids)
Cellular component (GO): plasma membrane
Molecular function (GO): ATP binding; ATP hydrolysis activity; ABC-type transporter activity
Source: RefSeq, a predicted model, not a curated record